This is a messenger RNA of Knipowitschia caucasica, 7554 nucleotides long. NCBI's taxonomy places the organism in Eukaryota, Metazoa, Chordata, Actinopteri, Gobiiformes, Gobiidae. The record is from the annotation of a GenBank genome assembly.
AUGGUGGGGGUGUUUGUGGGUGUGUUGGUGGGGUUGGAGUGUGGGUGUUGGGGGUUGGGGUGUGGGUGGGGUGAUGGGGAUGUUGGUGUUUGGGUGUGGGGGUGGGGUUGGGGUGGGGGGGGGGGGGUGGGUGGUGGUGGGGUGGUGUUGUGGGUGGGGUGGUGGGUGUGUUGGUGGGUUGUUGUGGGUGUGGGUGUGGUUGGGAGGUGUGGGGUUUUGGUUGGUGGUGUGUGGUUUUGUUGGGGUGUGGGGUGGUGGGGGGGGGGGGUGGUGGUGUUGGGGGGGUGGUUGGAUGGGGGGUGGGGUGGUGGGGGGUGGUGUGGUUUUGUGGGGUGGUGUGGUUGGGGUGUGGUGGGGUGGGUGGUUGUGGUGUGUGGGUGGGUGGGUGGUGGUGGGGGUGGUGUGUGGGGUGGGUGUUGGGUUGGGAGGUGGUGUGGGGGUGGGUGGGUUUGGGUGGGGUGGUGGUUGGGGUGUUGUGGUUGUGUUUUGUGUGGGGUUUGGUGGUUGGUGGUGUUUGGGUGUUGUGGGUGUUGGGGGUGGUGGGGUUUGUGGGGGUGGUUGUGGUGGGGUGUGGGGGGUGGGUGGGGGUGGUGGUGGGGUGGUUGUGUGGUGGGGGUGUGGUUGGUUUGGGGUGGGGGGUUGUGUGUGGGUGUUUGGGGUGUGGGGUGGGGUGGGGGUUGGGGUGGGGUGGUGGGUGGUUGGGGGGUUGUUGGUUGUGUGGUGGUGGGUUGGGGUGUGGGUGGUUGGGGUUGUGUGUGUGGUGUUGGUUGUUGGGGUGGUGUGGGUUGGGGUGUUGGGUGGGGGUGGGGUGGGGGUGUGGUGUGGUUGGGGGUUGGUGGUGGGUGUUGGGGGGGUGGUUGUUGGUGUUUUUGUUGGGGUGUUGGUGGGGUGGUGUGUGGUGGGGGGGUGUGUGGUGUGGGGUGGUUGGGUGUGGGUUGGGUGUGUGGGUGUUGGGGGGUUGUGUUGUGGGUGUGUGUGGUUGUGAUGUGGGUGGGUGUGUGUUGGGGUGUUGUGUGUGGUGGGGGUGUGUGGGAUGUGGGUUGGGUGGGGUGUGUUGUGGGGGUAUGUGUGUUGGGUGUGGGUGUUGUGGGUUGUGGGGGUGGGGGUGGGGUGGUGGGGGGUGUGGUGGGUGUGGUGGUGGGGGUGUUGGGGUGGGGGGGGUGGGUGGGGGUGUGGGGUUGGGUGGGGGGUGGUUGUGGGUGUGUGGUGUGGGGUGGUGGUGGGGUUGUGGGGUGGUGUGGGGUGGGGGUGUGGUGUGUGGGUGGUGGUGUGGGUUGUGUGGGUGGGUGGGGGGUGUGGUUGGGGUGUGGUUUGGGUGUGUUGGUGGUUGGUGGGGUGUGUGGGUGUGUGUGGGUGUGGGGUUGUUGGGUGUUGGGUGUGGGGUGGGUUGUGGGGGGUUGUUGUGUGGUGGGUGGUGGGUGGGGGUGUGGUGGGGGGGGUGUGGUGGGUGUGUGGUUGGGGGGUUGGUGGUGGGGUGUGGGGGUGGGGGUGGUGGGGUGGGGGGGGUGGGUGGGUGUGGUGUUGGGGGUGGGUGGGGUUGGGUGGGGGGUUGGGGGUGGUGGGGUGGGGUGGUGGGGUGUGGGUUGUUGGUGGUGUGGGGGGGGUGGGGGUUGUGGGUGGGUGGUUGGGUGUUGGUGGUGGGUGGGGUGUGGUUGGGGGUGUGUUGUUGGGGGGUGUGGUGGGGGGUGUGUGGUGGGGUGGUGGGUUGUGUUGGGGGGGGGGUUGGGUUGUGGGGUGGUUUUUGGUGGUGGGGUUGGGUUGUUGGUGGUUUGUGGGUGGGGGGGGGGUUGGGUGGUGUUGGGGUGUGUUGGGGGUGUGGUGGGUGUGUUGUGGUGGGGGUGUGGGGUUGGGGGUGGGGUGGGUGUGUGGUGUUUGUGUGGGGUGGGUGGGUUUGGUGUGGGGUGGGGGUUUGGUUGGGGGUUGGUGGGGGUGUUGGUGGGUGUGGUUGGGUGGGUGGGGUUGUGGUGUGUUUGUGGGGUGUGGGUGUGGGGUUGUGUUGGUGUUGGUGGGUGUGGUGUUGUGUUGGGUGUGUUGGUGGGUGGGGGGGGUUUGUGUGUUGGGUGUGGGGUGGUGGUUGGGGUGUUGUGUGGGGGUGGGUUGGGUGUGUGGGGGUGUGGUGGGGGUGUGGGGGGGUGGUUUGGGUUGGGGGGUGGGUUGGGUGGGGGGGUGUUGGGUGGGGUGUGGGGGUUGGGGGUGGGUGUGGGUGGGGGUGGGGUGUGUGGUUGGGGUGUGUGUGGGUGGUUGGGGGGUGGUGUUGGUGUGGGGGUUGGGUUUGGUGGGUGGGUGUUGUGGGGGGGUUUGGUUGGGUGGUGUGUGUGGUGGGUUGGGUGUGGGGGGUUUGGUGUGGGGGGGGUGGGUGGUGGGUGGGGGGUUGGGUGGGUUUGGUGGUGGUGUUUGGUGGGUGGGGUGUUGGGGUGGGGGUUGUGGGUUGUUUGGGGUUGGGUGGUGGGGGGGUGUUUGGGUGGGUGGGGGUUGGUGUGUGUUGGUGGUGGGGGGUGGGUGUUUGGUUGGGUGGGGGUGUUGUGGGGGUGGGUGGGUGUGUGGGGUGUGUUGGGGUGGUUGUGGUUGUUUGGUGUGGGGGGUUGGGGUGGUUGGGUGGUUUGUUGGGGGGGUUUGGUGGGGGUGGGUUGUGGGUGUGUUGGGGGUGGUGUGGUGGGGUUGGGUGGGGUGGUUUGGGGGUGUGGUUGGUGGGGGUUUGGGUGGGGGUGUGGUGGGUGUUGUUGGUGGGGGGGUGGGUUGGGGGUGGGGUGGUGGGUGUGUGUUGGUGGGUUGGUGGGGUGUUGUUGGGUGUGGUUUGGGGUUGGGUUGGUGGGUUGGGUUGUGGUUUGUUGGUGGGGGUGGGGUGUGUGGUUGGUGUUUGGGUGGGGUGGGUGUUGUGUGGGGUGUGGGUGGUGGGGUUGGGGGUGGGUGGGGGUGUUGUUGGGGUUGGGUGGUGGGGUGGUGUGGUUUGGUGGGUGGGUUGGGGUGGGGUGUGUGUUGGGGGGUUGUUGGUUGUUGUGGGGUGUGGGGUGGGGUGGUGGUGUGUUGUGGGGGUGUGGGGUUUGGUGGGUGUUGGGGGUGUUGUGUGGUGGGUGUGGGUGGGGUUGGGGGUGUGGGUUGUUGGGUGGGGUGUGUGUGUUGUGUGGGUGUGGGGGGGGGUUUGUUUGGGGGGGGUUGUGGUGUGGUUGUGUUGUGGUGGGGUGUGGGGUGGGGGUGUUGGUGUUUGUUGGGGGUUGGGUGGGGGUGUGGUGGGGUUGUGUGUGUGGGGGUGGUGGGGUGGGGUGUUGGGGGUGGGUGGGUUGGUGGGUGGGGUGGGUGGGGUGUUGGGGUGGGUUGGUGUGGUGUGGGUGGGUGGGUUGGGGGGGUUGGGGGUUGUGGUUGGUGGUUGGGUUUGUGGGUGGUGGUGAUGGGGUUGGGUUGGUUGUUUUGUUGGGUGGUUGGGGGGGGUUGGGGGGGUGGGUGGUAGUUUGGGUGUGGGGGUUGUGGUUGUGGUGGGGGUGUGUUUGGUGUGGUGGGGGGGGGUGUGGGGGUGUGGUGGGUGGUGGGGUGGUGGGGUGGGGGUGGUGGUUGUGGGUUGGGGGGUGGGUGUUUGUGUGUGGGGGGUGGGUUUGGUUGGGUGUGGGUUGGGGGGUGUUGGGUGUGGUGGUUGGGUGGUGGGUGUUGGGGGGUGGUGUGGUGUGGGUUGUGUGGGGGUUGUUUGGUGUGGGGUGGGGUGGGGGUUGGUUGGGGUUGGGGUGGGGGGUUGUUGGGGUGGUGGGUGGUUGGGGGGUGUUUGGGGUGGGUUUGUGUUGUGGGGUUUGGGGGUGGGGUGGGGUUGGUGGGUGGUUGUGGGGGUGGGGGUGGUGGGGUGUGUUGUGGUGUUGUUGUGGGGUGUGGUGUUGUUGGUUGGUGGGGGGGUGUGGUGUUUGUGUGGUGUUGGGUGUUGUGGGGUGUGGGGGUGGGUGGUGGGGGUUGGGGGGUUGGGGGUGUUGGUGGGUUUUGGUGGGGUGGGGGUGGGGUGUGGUUUGUGGUGGUGUUGGGGGUGGUGUGGGGUUUGGUGGGUGUGUGGGGGUGUGGGGUGUGGGGGUUGGGGGGGGGGUGUGGGGUUGGGUUGGUGGUUGGGGUGGGGUUGUGUGGUGGGGGUGUUUGGGGGGUGGGUGUGGUGGGGGGUGGUGUGUUGUGGGUUGGUGGGGGUGGGUUGUGGUGGGGUGGUUGUUGUUGUGUGAUGGUUGGUGUGGGGGGUUGUGGGUUGGGGGUGUUGGUGGUGGGGUGUGGUGUGUUGUUGGUUGGGGGGUGGUGGUGGGUGUUUGGGGGGUGUGGUUGGGUGGGGGGUGGGGGGGGUGGGGGGUGUGGGGGGUGUGGGGUUGGGGUGGGUUGGUUUGGGGUUGGUGGUUUGGGUGGGUGUGGUGUGGUGUUGGGGUGUGGUUGGUUGUUGGGGUGGUGGGGGGGGUGGUGUUGGGUUGGGGUGUGGGGUGUGGGUUGGGUGGGGUUGUGGUUUGGUGGGUUGGGGUGUGGUGGGUGGUGUUUGGUUGGGGGUGGGGUGGGGGUUGGUUUGGGGGUGUUGGUGUGUGGGUUGGUGUGGUUGUGUUGGUGUUGGGUGGGUGUGUUGGGUUGGUUGGGGGUGGUGUUGUUGUUUGGGUUUGGUGGUGGUGUGGGGGUGGUGUGGUUGGGUGGGGGUGGUGUUGGUGGGUGGUGUGUUUGUUGGUGGUGUGUUGGUUUGUUGGUGGUGUUGGGGGGGGUUUGUUGGGGUUUGGGGGGUGGGUGUUUGGUUGGGGGGUGGGGGGGGGUUUGGUUGUGGUGGGUGGGGUUGUGUGUGGGUGUGGGGUGUGUUGGGGGGGUGUUGGGUGGUUUGGGUGUGGUGGUGGGGUGGGUUGGGUGGGGUGUUGGGGGUUGGUUUGUUGGUGUUGGUGGGUUGGGUUGGGGGGGUUUGGGUGGUUGUGGGGGUGUGGGGUGGGGGUGGUGGUUUUGGUGUGGGUUGUUUGGGUGGGUUGGUGGGGUUUGUGGGGUGGUGUGUGGGUGGGGGGUUGGGGUGGGUAUGGUGUGGUGGGUGGGUUGUUGUUGGGUGUGUGGGGGGGUGUGGGGUUGUUGGGUGGGUUUGGUGUGUGUUGGGGGUGGUGGUUUGUGUGUGGGGUUGGGGGUUGUUGGUGUGGUGGUGGGGUGGGUUGGGGGGUGGGGGGGGUGGUGGUUGUUGGGGGGUGGGUGGUUGGGUGUUGGUGGGAUGGGUUGGGGUGUUGUUGGGGUGGGGGGGGGUGGGGUGUGGUUGGGUGGUGGGUGUGUUGGUGUGUGGGGGGUGGGUGGUUUGGGGUGUGUGGGGUGGUGGUGGUUGGUGUGUUGUUGGGUGGUGGUGUUGGUGUUUGGGUGGGGGUGGGGGGUGGGGGUGGGGGGUUGGUGGUGUGGGGUGGGUGUGGGUGUUUGGGUUGGGGGUUGGGGGGGGUUGGUGUGUGGGGGUUGGUUGGUGGUUGGGGUGUGGUGGGUGGGGGUUUUGGUUGGGGGUGUGGUUUGUGGGUGUGUUGGAUGGGGUGGGUGGGUUGGGUGUUUGGUUUGUGUGGUGGGGUGGGGUGUGUGGUUGGGGGGGUGUGGUUUUGGUGUUUGUGUGUGGUGUGUUGUGUGGGUGUGGGGUUGUUGGGUUGGUUGGGUGGUUGGGGUGGGGUGUGGUGUUGUUGGUGUGGGUUUUGUGUUGGGGUGGUUUGGGGUUUGGGGGUGUGGUUUUGGUGGGUUGUUUUGGGGGUUUGUUGGUUUGUGUUUGAGGUGGUUGUGGUGGGUGUGGGGUGGGUGUGGGGGGUUGGGUGUUUGUGGGUGUUGGUUUGGGUUGGGGUGUUUGGUGUGGGUGUGGUGGGUGUGAGGGUAGUUGAGUUGGUUGUGGGUUUUGGUGUUGGUGUGUGGUUGUGGUGUUGGUAUUGUUGGGGUUGGUGUGGAGGGGGUUUGUGUGGGUUGUUUGGGUUUGGGGUGUUGUGGGAUGGGGUGAUGGUAGUUUUUGUGUGGAGGUGGGGUGGGUUGUGUGGGUGUGUUGGGGUGGGGUUGGGUAUGGUUGAGGUGAUGUUGGUGAUAAUGUGGGUUGUGUGGGAGUUGGGGGUUGGAGGUGGGUUGAUGGGGGUGUGUGUGGGUGGGGGUAGGGUGAUGGGAGUGUGGGUGGUGUGGGGGUGGGUUGUUGGGGUGUGUGGUAGGUUUGGUGGGGGGUUGUGGGUUGGGUUGGGGUUGUUUGGGUGUGAUGGUUGUGUGGUGGUUGGGGUGGUUGUUGAUGGUGGGGGUAGGAUGGUUGUGGUUAUUGGGGGGGGGGGGGGGUUGUGGGGGGUUGGGUGGUUGGUUGUUGGGGUGGUGGGGGUUGUAGGUGUUAGGGUUGGGGAGGGGUUUGGUGGUGGGUGGGGGUGUUGUGUUGGGGUUGUUGGUGUGGUGGUUGUUGGGGGUUGGGGGGUGAUGGGGGGGGUUGGGGAUGGGUUUGUUUGUGGGGUUGUGGGGUGGGGUUGGGUGUGUUGUUUUGGGUGGGGGGGGUGGGGAGGGGGUGGUGGGGGGUGGGUGUUGUGGGUUGGUGGGUGGGGGUUGGGGUGUUGGUGUGGUUGGGGUGUGGGUGGGGGGGUGGUGGGUGGUGGGGGGGGGGGGUGUGGGGGGGGUGUUGGAUGGGGGGGGUGGGGGGGUUGGGUGAGGGGGUGGUGUGUGGGAUGUUGUGGGUUGUGUGGGGGUGGGGGAGUGGGGGGGGUGGGUGGGGGGUGUUGGGUGGGUUGGGGAUGGUUGGUGUGGGGUGUGUUGGUGGGUGUGGGGGUUGGUGGGUUGGUGGUUGUGGUGGUAGGUGUGGGGAUGGGGUGUUGUUUAUGGGGGUUGGGGGUGGGGUGGGGGUGUGGGGGUUGGUGUAGGGUGGUGGUGGUGUGGGGUGUUGGGGUGGGUUGUUGGUUUAGGAUUUUGUGGUGUUGUGGGUGUGUGUUGAUUGUGGGGGGGUGUUUGGGUGGGGUGGUUGUUGGAUGGUGGGUGUGGGGGUGGGGGUUUUGGGUUGGUGUUGGGUUGGGGUUUGGUUGGUGGGGUGGGUGUGUUGGGUUAUUGGGUUGUGGGGGGUGGGUUGGGGGUGUGGGGGUGGUGGGGUGGGUGGUUGGUGUGUGUGUUUUGUGGUGGUUUGUGGGUGUUGGGUGGGGUUGUGUAUUGUUGGUUGUGUGGGGUGUUGUUGGUGUGGGUGGGGUGGGGGGUGGUUGGAUGUGUGGGGGUGGUGGGGUGUUGGUGGGGUGGUGUGGGGGUUUGUUGUGGGUGGGGUUGUGUGGUGUUGGUGGAUUGUGUGAUGGGUGUUGGGUGGGGGGUGUGUUGUGUUGGGGUGGGGGGUGGGUUUGUGUGGUGUUGGUGAUGGGGUUGUGUGUGGUGGGUUUGUUGGUGGUUGGUGGUGUUGGGGUGGUUUGUGGGGGUUGGGGUUGGUGGGUUGGGGUGGUGGGUGGGGUUGGGGGGGUGGGGGUUGGGGGGGUGGUGGGGUUGUUGGUUGGUUUGGGGGGGGUUGGGUGGGUUUUGUGGGUGAUGGUGGGGAUGGGGUGUGGGGUGUUGGUUUGGGGGUGGUGGGGGGGGUGGUGGGUGGUGGUGGGUGGGUGUGUGGUGGGGGGUGGUGGGGUUGGGGGAUUGGGGUGA